Molecule: messenger RNA, 3107 nt
Organism: Aplysia californica (California sea hare)
Lineage: Eukaryota; Metazoa; Mollusca; Gastropoda; Aplysiida; Aplysiidae
Gene: Tld-2
Product: bone morphogenic protein 1
Biological process (GO): proteolysis
Molecular function (GO): calcium ion binding; metalloendopeptidase activity; zinc ion binding
Source: RefSeq, marked provisional
GAUUACUACGGUUUUGACGAUUCUCGUGACGAGACUAUCUGAAGUGAUAAUUCUGGCUACUGUGAUAAGUUAGAAAAAUACAAGAUAUAACAAAAACCACAAAGAAGCAACUAACCUAACGUCUGUUUUGAUGAUGAGAAGAUGACUGAAGAAGUCGAUGUCGAGAAACACAAAGUCUGAUAUAUUCAGUGGUAUCCAACACGGCCCAGACUUUCCCCAAGUGCAGAGAGCGCGCCAUGGAGAACACAGUGCGAAAAGUUGCUCCUGUUCGAACUGCUAACAGAAUCAUCAAUCUGUUUUGCUUGUGUACUUGUGCCUUGGUGCUGCAGUGUGUUUUGUUCCCCGCCACUGCCGAAAACAUUCCAAGACGAACGUCCGACGACCUGUACAUGAAUCCAUGCAAAGCUGCUGGAUACUUGGAUGAUAUCGCUCUAACUGAAAACGAAUACGAAUCGUUUGAGAGGAGGUGGUUGGCUCUCAAGAACAACAUUUCCGAUAGUCCUCAACAGUCAAUUGUCAACCAUACAGACGCAGAUAGGACGCAGUCACCCAGGGCUGUUACAGGUGACGCCAUGGAUAUGGAGAAGAGAAAACUUCGUCUACAGAGUUUGGUGGAGGAGAAAGACGAACUCACGCAGUUAAUCAAAGAAGCGCGUGCAGAGCUGAAAAAAACUUGCCAUGACAGGUGAGCGCACAGAACUGAAAAUGACUGUUGCUCGUUCGUUGGGAAGCACGGGAGUGGAGCCCAGGUGAUUUCUUUGGGCAAAGGCUGCUACUAUUUCGGCACCGUCGUGCACGAGCUGGGUCACGUGGUCGGCUUCUGGCAUGAGCACAACAGGCCGGACAGGGAUAAAUACGUACAGAUAAUACGGAAGAACAUUAUGCCAGGCAAAGAAAGCGAGUUCAACAUCUUGGACGAAGAUAAAGUGGAUUCCCUUGGUGAACCGUACGACUAUGGCAGCAUCAUGCACUACUCUCGUGACAAGUUCUCCAAGCACAGCUACCUGGACACCAUCCGGCCGUUCCGUCAGAGAGGCAUGAUCGCCCUGCCCCGUAUCGGCCAAAACAUACGACUCAGUGAUGGGGACGUACGACAGACCAACAAACUCUACAAGUGCCCUACUUGUGGCCGCACCGUGAUGGAAUCAAAGGGCACGAUUAGCCCCGACUCAGGGAUACGAGGCGAAAAGACGUGCCAAUGGAGGAUCAUAGCCUCUCACGGGGAGCGGAUCCAGCUGAGCCUGACCCGACUUGACCUCAGUAACUGUGACACAGACUACGUGGAGGUCAGGGAUGGACAUUUUGUCGGCUCUCUCAGUUUGGGCAAAUUCUGUGGGAAGAAGAUCCCCCCGCCCAUGAUCUCCUCCGGCACUCGCCUCUGGGUGGAGUACAAGUCAAGGGCGGCGCGCCCGGGAGCUUUCCAGGCCGCUUUUGAGGCUAUAUGCGGUGGUAACAUGCCUGGACCUGAAGGCUUCCUCAACAGUCCCGCUUAUCCGGAUGAGUAUGGCAGUGAUAAAGUCUGCGAGUGGGUCAUCACUGUGAGAGAGGGAUAUCAAGUGGCUCUAGAGUUCGCCACUUUCGAGGAGGUGGACGAGUGUGAGGGUGAAGACCACGGCUGUGAGCACGUGUGUGUGAACACUCUAGGCAGCUACGAGUGCACGUGCAAGAUUGGAUAUGAGCUGCAUUCGGACGGGAAGAAAUGUGAAAAGGCGUGCGGGGGUUACUUGGACGCACCCAGUGGGACCAUCUCCUCCCCGUCCUUCCCUGACCUCUACCCCCCAGACAAGAACUGUGUCUGGCACAUCAGCGCGCCCAAGGGACACACCCUCACCGUGAACUUUACUCAUAUGGAUCUGGAGUGGAGGGGGGGCGGCUGCCAUUAUGAGGUGACAGAUACCAAGGGCGUCAUCCAGAGCCCAGAUUACCCAAGCUUCUACCCGGCCAGGCGAGACUGUGAGUGGCAUUUCACCACAGCACCAGGACACGUUGUCCGUCUCAUAUUCACGGAUUUCCAGGUUGAGCCUCACAGGACUUGUAGGUACGAUCACGUUGAGGCGUUUGACGGUGCAAAUAUUCAGGCACCACAGAUUGGCAAAUACUGCGGCUCAGAAAAGCCUGCACCAAUCAUAUCUUCCGAAAACACGUUGACCUUGACCUUCCUCUCUGACACGUCUGUGCAGCGGAAAGGAUUUAGAGCCCGUCAUGACACUAUAACCUUUGAGCUUGAGCAAUACGACUACGUGGCUGUCUACGAUGGGCCGACGGAGAAUGACCUGGUCCUCGGCAAGUUCUGUGGGAAUCAGGUCCCAAGCCCUAUCGUCUCCAGUACACGCAGUCUUCUCGUUCGCUUCCGCUCUGACGAUACGAUCAAAUCUGGAGGCUUCAGCGCCACCUAUCGCAUUGCAGAUGACACGGACACACAGUGGAUCUGCUGAGCCAGUGAAAACAAAAAGGAGCAACGCCUACGGGGUUCAACAAUUGAUGAAAUGUUACUGAUUAUAUUGAAAGCAAAUAUGCAGUUUUCAUGUUGAACUCUGGUAAAUGAAAAGUCUUCCCCCCAGCAAGACUGUACUGAACUGUUAUCUAUCGCCUAUUAUUAUCACCAUCCUAACAAGAUCAUGUAUAAUAAUCAAAUCAGAGUCUCUUAAUAUUAGGCCUACGUUACCCAUAUUGCACACGACCGACUUAGAGACCAGUAAAUCCUGCAAUUGUACAAACACAUGUAUGUGGGUUCUGCAACAGUAGCCCCCCUUUUCCACGCACAGAAAGGGGAGGCGUCUGCGAAGUCAACAGGAACGGAUGUGAAGCAUCAAUUUCUCAGAAGUGACAAAGUACUACUGUGUUUAAUCUAUACACCCGAUAUUAUAUUUGCACUUAUCGCACUGUCUCUCAAAGCAGAAAACUGACAUAAUAAUGCAUGUAUAAUAUAAAUUUAAUUUAAAUAUAAUGCCUCUUAAAUAAAGAUCGGUGUUUCCUCUAAAUCCACGAACAAACAAAUGCAUGGGAUGACGUGGUGUAUAUGACGUGUCUCACUCUGACAGGCCCUAAGACAAGAAUGUAUUGUAUAUAUUUUACUUCUGGUGCUUCAUAAACACGAUAUUACUCUU